UAGACCUCGUCAUAGAUCUGGAAGCCCGUUUCGGACGCGUAUGUUUCGGACACGGCCUGAGGAAUACAUCAUUGGGUGUCUUGAGGUGUGCGAGUUGACGGGUAAUGUGUCGACGCGUCUGCGGUCUGGUCGUCCACUUUGACCCAUUUCCUUGCUUAUUAUAGUUCCACGCUUUUUAAAGCAACACGUCUAUCAGUACAAUCGCAUACGAAGCGAAAAACUAUCAUUAUUUUGUUUAUCAUGUAAGUUGUAACAAUGAUAUCAAUGUGCGUGCGUGUGCGGUUCUCGAAGAUGUUUUGCAAUUUGAGCUUACAAAAAGAAGAGCAAUUUUAUUCACUGAUUAAAAUGUUCCAUUCCAUUGGCACCUCAUGAAAGCCAUUCUUAAAAUCGGCAUUCCUUAAAAAUUUGUUUUUCUUUUAAUAUUUUUUAAUGCCGAAUAAAUUUAACUCCCGGCUUAGUAUACUGUUCUCGAUUAGUCAGGAUAUCACAGUUGAAGUUCCUGCUCAGGCUUUAUUAGUGCAUGAUGCCAGUUCUUUUAAAUUUCACUUCAGUGUUCUGAUUUGCAUGCCGCAAAUAGAGAGAUUCCCUAUCAAAGUUGCGGGUUUCAAUGACCGACAUCUCUUUAAUUAUGCCACAACUUUGACCUUGCAAUGGAGGCCGCAGGACCUUGAUCAGUGGUCACGACGCUGGUUCGCUCCAUCCGUGAGGUGAAAGUCCGGGACCUGAGAAGCAACGCCAGAUUUAAUCGCGAUCCAAAUGCACCCAGCUUAUAAGCCCGAAACCGUUUCUCAAACAGACAGGCGGAUGUACAUGUACAUUGUACGUCUGUGUUGCAAAGCUGCCUGACUUGUGUGUGAGGGCGGUUGCAUGAGGGUUCUUGCUCUAUUUAUGAUCAGACGGAUUUUUGGCUGCAUUUUCGGGGAGGCUGAAAUACCAUAGUGGAUGCAAUUAAUCAUCCUGGAACCACUGCUCCGAGCCGUCAAGGUAAUCCUAACGUUGAUCUGUGUUCCUUUCCUCCAUGAUCCACAUUAUGCAGAGCCUUGCAUGGUGCUCGCGCAAACUCAUUAUGCAUAUAGCUGUGCAUUACUGAAGUCAUGUUAUGUAACUGAAAUCGCUCAAGUAUAACGUGGCGGCUGCAGGCACUUUCCAUAGAAUUGUGUGCCGCAGUUUCAGGCAUGGCAGCAGCCAUCAUUUCGGAUACGGCUUGUAAUUAACUGCCUUAUCAAAAUAUCAGAAUGCUGUUUUCAGCUCUCUUAUAGGGUUCUUAUAUGGUUUGCUCCUAUGACAACAUUCUCGACUUUGAGCGUAUGACUAAAUAAAAAAAACCAGACCAGAUGGGGCCAUAGGUCCACAGAGAGAGAACUCUGAGAGGUGAAACAGGAUUGAGAGUCGCAAGUACAUUACGUCGUGGUUCCGAGGAUCAGAAGACAACGACGUCGGCAGGCACCGUUGGUGUUGGAGCUUGAGAAAGGCACAGUAUUAUUGUACAUAGUACAAUACUGCAUUACUUCCGUCGGACAUUGUCACCUGGGACUUUACACGCAAACCGAGGUUUGAAUUCGUGAUAACAUGGAGGACAGGAACGGCCCAUUUGGUAACUCGGCGCUCGUAGACCGUCUGGAGCGACAGAAGCCCCCACCAGAUGGCUCGUACUACCCGGAGGGUGGCUGGGGUUACGUGGUGGUGUUGGCCGCUUUCGCUGCCUUGAUGACACAGAUGGGGCUCAUCGUAUCAAUGGGGGUCUACCUGGAACACAUCGAGCAGGAGUUCCAGUCUGGCGCCGGUGUAAGUGGCUGGAUUUCCAGCGGCUGUUUCGCCGUUCUCGCCUUCGUCUCCCCUUUUGCAAGCCACGUGAUGAAGCGAAUGGGCUGUCGAGCCACUGCAAUGAUAGGGGGCGCUAUAAUGUGUGCUGGCUUCGUGUGUGGGACGUUUGCAAACUCCGUUAUCCAGCUUUUCGUAUUUGCUGAUGUCGUUGCAGGCAUUGGCGCAUCGAUGUCCCACAUGUCCGGCACCGUAGUCAUCGGCCAGUAUUUCAACAAGCGUUACGCCCUAGCGAACGGCUUCGCCUACACGGGGCAGGGAGUAGGAAUCUUCAUGUUCCCGCCCAUUUUACAGGCCCUCAUUGAUAAUUACGGUUGGCGCGGUUGCAUGCUGAUACAGGGCGCCCUCUCGCUCCAUAUAUCGGCGGCAGCCGCCAUGUACAGGGUCGUGCAACAGCCGUCCGGCAACCGUUCUAAGCGUCGUCCCAGAAGUGUCUCAUGCGAUAGCGUGGACAGCGAUGGCAUUCGAGCAACCCCGAACAACAAUCAAAAUAACGGCAGUGCUUCCAACACGUGCUCGGGCAUCAGCGAGGAUUCGGGGAGCAAGACAGACUCGACGGCUGUUUCCGCAUCCGAGAUCUCAACUUCCACCGGUUUGUCAAGCAGUGAGGGGUGCGCUGAAAUGAAGUCGCUUGUGGUCCCAUCUGCCGACAACUCGACGAAGGAUCAACUGCAAAAUGGCACAGCAGUUUGCGCUCAUGAACGAGCGCUUUUUCCUUCCGACUCGACCGCACUCCUGCAAAAAUGUGGGGAUUUUGAACUAAAAUCCCAAGCCGAACCGAGACUUUUGAACGGAAACGAAAGAGUUAUCUCCCCUUUGAUAUCCUGCCGCCGGCACCAGAAUGCUCUCGUUGCCGAUGUGAAUCCCACAGUCUUCGCGACCUCCGACAUCCAAAGUGGCCAACGUAAUGCAGUCUGCUUCGAGGAGGGCAAGCUGGGAAUUUGUGGCAUCGAAGGUCGGAAGCCGAGGCGGCGGCGAAAGUGGCCCGCCGCUUGGCGAAUGAUGUGUGAUUACCCGUCCAUUUGCUUCAUAUUCGUCAUCUUUCUGUUCGAAACCUUCGGCUACGGGGGGUUCUUCUCGCACGUGGUUGCCCGGGCGCGGGAGGCAGGAAUCGCGGAAGGCCCGGCAACAUUUGCUCUCUCCAUCUUUGGUAUUGGCAGUCUUCUUGGGCGGUCCUCCAACGGCUUGAUCUUGCACCGGGGCUUCCUGACGGCCAGGGGACUCAACGGCCUGGCUUUCGUCACGGCCGGAGGGGCGUCCGUUCUGACGUCUUUGGUGGUCAGCCAAUCCGGCGUGCUGGCGAGUGCCUUCUUCUCUGGGCUGGCUAGCGGCUGGUACAUGCCCCUUCAGCAGGUCCUGCUUCGGGACAUCGUGGGGCAGUCCCUGCUCCACUUUGCCUACGGUUACGGUCUCGUCUUCGAGGGAGCUGGAUCGCUGGCCGGUGGCUAUGUCAUAGGUUCCAUCCGAGAUCGGUAUGGCUCUUACGAAGUGUCCUUCUACUUCCUGGGCGUGGUCAUGCUCCUGGGGUCGUCUAUUUUGGUCGUGGAUCACUGCUUCCAGAGGCGGGGGUUGUGCCUGAGUAUAAAUGACAGUCGAGACAGGAAGGGCGCCAAGAACCAACCGACCACAGCCGACUUCGACAAGGACGCACCAGUCUGACAGAAACCUAGGAUAUCACAAGUAGGCCUAUUACCGAAACUAGACCAGAAUAUCUGCCUUUCAGAGAAGCACAGGAUACGUAUUUGACCGAAAACAAGGUUUAACAGUUGCAAAUAUAGUUACUGCCUAAAUGUGUCUUGCACCUACUGCGUGUACAUUUUAUUUUGCGUGAAUAUUAUUCUAUACACGUAGGCUAUAAUUCUGUGGACUGUGCCAAGAUGCUUAUAUGACAGUGUAACUAUGUCACAAUGAAAGCCAAAGCCCUGGCCAAACCCACAACUUUCGGACACGACCAUGGUUUACCAGCUUCUUAUAUCCAGACUCCGUAAUAAUAAAGGGAUUCGCAUUGUGCACACUCGUUGAUUUUAGUUUUCUCUAACAGUCUUUCGUAAUUUAAUAGCUGUUGUGAAAAACAGGUCCGGUAUUUCUGAUAUUUACUGUAAAUAUUACAUGGGCGUUUGGUGCGAUAAUUUACUUUCCAACUUCAAAGGGUCGUUUGUUUAUUAAUCUCGAUAUCGCGAAAACUGGUUCUGUCUUGUACCCCGAAGCACUGCAUUUGUGAAUAAUUACAGACUUAAACAUAUAACUAUAUAGGAUAUCCGAAAUGUGCAACUAAUCAAAUACGAGGGCGAGAGAACACUUGUAACGCAAUCAUGUUGCUUAAUAGGCCUCAUUCAUGGAAAAGUCAUUUUUUUUAUCUUGUGCCCUUAAUUUAUCAUAUUCAAUGUAAUCUAUUACCUGUGGUGAUACCAGACUAAAUAGGAUUCCAAACCUCACUUUCGCAUUUUUUUAUGUGACCUGAAACAUUAAGGUUUAAUUUAUAAAAAGUUUGUAAUUUUUCUAAACAAAAAGUAGCAGGAAUUUGUAUUGAACUUUUAUAGCGUCGCUACACUUUGAGAUUCAAGAUGGCCAACACAUGAAUACAGUUUACUGAUUUCACCCGAUUGGGGUCAUCAAUAAGUCCAUAGAUCUAUUUUUUCAAGACAACAUUGAGUUGCUGAAGAUUAGAUGGACGAGCAACCAAAUCAUGACGUCGUCAUAAUGACACCAUGUCGCCCCAAAUCACGACGUCGUCAUAAUGGCACCAUGUCGCCCAAAUCACGACGUCGUCAUCAUGACACCAUGUCGCCCAAAUCAUUCGUGCAUAGACUCCACUCAAUUUUUGUUGUUAGGAUCAUCGAUUACGAUGAAGAGUCUUAUACCACGUAGUUGUGGCCUUUCAAAGACCACUGGGGGCCUUGUAACACCCAGGAUACGUUUGCAUGUGGGACUUUCGACGUUUAAAACACGCCGUGCUAAUUGUCAAAGGUUACCUUUUGCCAGUUAUAACCAGGGGAUGAGGGGUAGGUUCUCGCUUACCCGCCGGUCGUACCUCUGCCGUUUGUGUGCUCGGUGUACUCUACCAGCAUAGCCGCGUUAACACGAGUUACACGCAGUCUCAGUAUUAAUGAUUUGAUACCGGUAACAAACUUUCAUUUUUCUGCAAAUUGAAGCCUGACCUUUUACCUUAUCCCCAUUUUUUUAAUGCAAAUGCAACAUUCUACGCAACAUAUUCGCACGAGAAAGCUGUAAAGGAUUGCUGCUAUUAACAUAUGAAGCACCUAAGAUCGACAUGGACUUAUACUACCACAGAUACACUGAAAGUGCCAUGUUUACAGUAUUACCUUCAAGUGCCUCUACGUGCCGUUUAAUCUGAAACGAAUUAAAUGACGAGAUAUUCUAAAUACACUAGAAUACAGAUAUUCUAGUGGUACACAGGUGCUCCAAUCAACAAAACGUUGAUGAUUGUUCGUGCAUGUACGAUGUGGACGCAUCGAACGACUGCACUGCAGUGAGGUAGCUUGACCCUCACACAAGCAUAUUACUACUACAAAACAUUGAACUUCAGAAAGCUAGGUAAAAGCCAGCCUGCCUCAAUUAAAAUAAGGAAAUUUAUUGCCUGUCAGUUUGAAAAAUGAACAACUUAAAGGGGCAGUUAAAGUAAAAGGGAAACGAGAACAAAGAAGAUUUGGGGAGCCUAUGUUACGAAAGCCGUGCACAGUUCAAAUCUGUUUACUUUGAGUAUGUGCAAUACAGGCAAAUACGUUUCGAGGCGGUGCUAUUUUUCAAACUCUUCUCUCACGCGAAAACUAUGGGAAAUCAUAUUUCCAAAACACUUUCACAACUGAAUUUCUAAAUGUGCUUUAUUUUGUAUAUUUUUUGUUAUUUAUUAAAAAUUAUAAUAUACAUGAAUCGGAGCUAGAUGUGAUUCAUUCUUGUUCAUCUAAAUUACAUUAGCCUUUAUAGCUUGUGCUGAAGCCGAUAUGCAACAGUGUGAUGUUUUUUGUUUGUAAAUAAACUGAAAAUUUCUCAUAAGUUUGAUAA
Molecule: messenger RNA, 5844 nt
Organism: Acanthaster planci (crown-of-thorns starfish)
Lineage: Eukaryota; Metazoa; Echinodermata; Asteroidea; Valvatida; Acanthasteridae
Product: monocarboxylate transporter 14-like
Biological process (GO): monocarboxylic acid transport; transmembrane transport
Molecular function (GO): monocarboxylic acid transmembrane transporter activity
Source: RefSeq, a predicted model, not a curated record